GGUUAUAUAUAACGUCUUUUAAAAUUAAAGUCAAGUGUUUGACCUAUCAAAAUAAAAUAUAUAAUCCACAAUUUUGUUUAAAAUGGAUUUACUGGGAUCAAUUAUGAAUUCGAUGGAUAAACCUCCAAGUUUAAGUGAAAAGGAGAAGUUGUUAAUAAAAAAACGAAAACAAGAAAAUGAACGACGUCAGUUAGAAGAAAAGGAGAAGUUGAAACGUUUUAAAGAACGCGUAGCUGCUAAAUUUUCAUCUCAUUUUCAAGAUCCAAAUAAUAUGACUUUAAAAUUCGAACCUAUGGACCAAAUAUAUAGGAGUAUAGUGCAUGAAUUAGCUGAAGCUAAUGGUUUGCUGUCCUUUUCCUUUGGUGUCGAUGGUGUAGAUAGGUACAUUAGAGUAUAUAGAAAAGAAAAUCCCCCAUGUGAAGAUGAAUUAGCCGCAAGAAGAAGAAAUGAUAUUUGGAAUGAUGAAAUUAAAAAGAAACUUAUUGAAAAAAGACAAAUUGAAAAAAUGGAGCAAGAAGAGGAAGAACGUGCCUCGAAAAAAUCUAAAAAAUUUACACCUAAUACCAAUUACAAAGACAAGUAUGUGCAUUUGAUAGGACAAGAUGCAGCUUUGGAUGCUGCUAGAAAAACAGAAACUAAUAAAUCUUAUGGAUUCGUUCCCAGUGAAAAUAAGAAGGAUAAUAGAUCAAUUGAACAGACAAUGGCAGACAUAAGGGCUAAGAAAAGACAAAAACUGGAAUCUAAUGAACCUACCUCUAAUGCUCUUCCACAGACUUGAAUAUAAAUUUUUUUCAAUCAUGUUGAUGAUCUUUUUUGUAACUAUAAGAUUGUUGAGUAUUAUAUUAGCUGUAAUUAAUUCUGUUCUUAAGUCCAAAGAAAUAUUUCAAAUUAUAGAUGUAUAGUUUUAAAAAGAUGUACUAUGAAUAUUUGUCUUAUUUUAAAAUUUGAAUACGAUGCCUUUCUCUUAUACCCCUUGAGAUACUAAACAACACAUCUAGGUCGAGAGUUUUGAUAUUACUAGAUCCAAAAAGUAUUUAGAUAAACUGACAAAUAUAAAGUCCGAGGAGGAUGGAAGAAACUCAUGAUAAACAUUUAACUUCUUCAAGGUCUCUUUACUAGCAAGAGUCUAAAAACUGUUGUUUAUUUAAGAUAAUUAGAAAAUAAAUGAGAAGAUACAUAAUUUGGUCUCUUUUUGCUUUUAAGAAUGUUAGAUAAUAGAUUGCAAUGUUAUCAGUUAAAACAGAAAUAAAACAAUGUGCAGAA
This is a messenger RNA of Diorhabda sublineata, 1263 nucleotides long. RefSeq names its product sperm-associated antigen 7. Gene Ontology annotation, molecular function: nucleic acid binding. The record is from RefSeq and is a predicted model, not a curated record. The coding region runs from base 83 to 778 and encodes 231 amino acids. The transcript has 5 exons. NCBI's taxonomy places the organism in Eukaryota, Metazoa, Arthropoda, Insecta, Coleoptera, Chrysomelidae.